Messenger RNA from Schistocerca gregaria, 1612 nucleotides. RefSeq names its product dynein regulatory complex protein 8. The record is from RefSeq and is a predicted model, not a curated record. Gene Ontology annotation, molecular function: calcium ion binding. The transcript has 5 exons. NCBI's taxonomy places the organism in Eukaryota, Metazoa, Arthropoda, Insecta, Orthoptera, Acrididae. The coding region runs from base 52 to 522 and encodes 156 amino acids.
UUUAUUUUCUUGCCCUGUAUUACAGUAGAUGAGUAGAAUAUUAUAAACGACAUGGCAGCCGAAGAGCAAGAUCAGUCCGAUUUGGAGAAGAGAAUUAUUGAAGCUUUUGAAGUAUUUGAUCAUGCUGGGAACAAAUCAAUUGAUGUCCGUGAAGUUUGUACUAUUGUUCGUUCCUUAGGAUGUUGUCCAACUGAAGCAGAAAUACAAGAAAUUCUUGUUGCAGUUGAAGAUCAAGAAACAUCAGGAAGUGUUCAGCUUGACAAAUUUUUACCAGUAAUGAAACAGAUAAUCCAGGAAAACAGAUUGCAACCAGCUUCACCUGAAGAACUUUUAAAGGCAUUCCUGACACUGGAUCCAGAGAACAAGGGGUAUCUCACCAAAGAUUAUCUGAGUAAAGCAAUGAUGGAAGAAGGUGAACCGUUCACUCAGGAAGAAUUGGAUGAAAUGAUGGCUAUUGCUAUUGAUGGUGAAACAGGGAAUAUCCCUUACGAAUACUACAUUAAUCAAUUGAUGGUGGAGUAAACAGUAUUGUUUUGUUCAGAGAUCAUUAAAUAAGAGGAUUUAUAUCUAUUUACUACCCAAAUCAUCUCUGGAACAUGGAGCAAAAAAGUAAACUUCUUUAAUACAUAUACACGCAAAGAGGGCAGUAGAAUGUGGAAAAAAUUUUGUUUAUAAUGGAAGGCCUGUAAUGACAGCUGAGUUUAAUUAUUUCUACUAACCAUUUAAAACUGCAUAUCAUACAUCAAGGUUAACAUUAUCAUACAUCAUGGUUAACAUUAUAAUUCAUUAACCCACAGUAACAACUAACAUAUGUCUGACAGUUGUUAGCGAAUUUUAUAGAUAUACCAUCACAAGGGGUUGUAGGUAGCCUUCAUUAGCCAAUAAGAUUGCCAUAACUGAUUGUAAUUAAUAUACAUCAUGAUUUUAAAAAGUUACAACCACCAAACGCAAAAAUGAGACAUUAUCCACUCUUACUGUGUAAGAAGUUGAGAGAAUCAUGCAUUGAACAAUGUGGUAAAAUAAUAAUGGUGAAUGAAAGUGUUUCUAAGGUGUAAAUAAGUCAAAGCAGGCACUAGAAAGCCAAAACAUUAAGAUGUCAUCAUAAUUGAGUCCAUGUUGUUUCUCAACACUGCUUUUAUAAUGAGUUAUGUGUUUAUCACUAGUUUCUUUUCUUUCACAUUAGAAAUGUACUGAGUACGAUGAUGAUUUUGUGUAUUGCUGUGGACUUAUUUUAAUGUGGUGCUUAAUUUUGCUUUUUAAGUCAGUAUAUUACUUUAUUCUUCAAUUUCUUAUUUUCUUGGAUGUGUGGUUAAAUUAUGUAUCUCAGCUGCUACAAAAACUACUCUGACUAUUACCUGAUUACCAUAAAAUACACAAUAUUACAAAAGUAAGCAUAUAGUGGCCAUCAAUUACUAUGAUCUGCUUCAGAUACAAUCCAAAUAAAAUUAUGUAAACAACAAGCAGGAACUGUGAUGAAAUGAUACUCUCCUUCAUAUUCUCUCUCUGUUUUGUGAAUGAUAACAGACAUACUCUUCAAGAAUGUGGAUCAGUCAUCAUGAAAUCCCAACUAUCUGCAAUAUUGUCUCAAAAUUAUAAUACUGUAGAAAUUAGU